GGAAAUAGGAAAUAGGUGAAAUCAUCGGUCGUUGCAAGUCAAUUCCUAAAUAUUAUAAUAUUCAUUCGCAUGAGGACAUCUAUGACGAACUUCCAAUAAAAGCAACUGGGCAGCACGAAUUGAUCUUCUCACUCGUUCAUCCUUAUCAGACCCUCUUCUCGACGCCUUUCUUCUUCUAUUCCUCUAUUUUCAGGCCACAUUUCUCAGGUGUGCAAACAUCAAGUAUGAAAGAGGAGUCAAAUUGUAAAAGAAUUGCAAGUAUGUCAAGAUCAGCUAAAAAAAGUGAAUUGGUUAGGAAUGUAGAAGAGAAAAGGAAGCAGCAAGAGUCUCUGAUUCCCUAUGUUCAUGAAGACUGCGUUUCAAAUAUCCUCAUUAGACUCCCACUUGACUCACUUCAUAGAUCAAUGUUUGUUUGUAAGCACUGGUUCAAUAUCAUAUGCAGCCCGACAUUUGUUGAGACUCAUUUCCGUUGUUCUGAAUCAGUUUUAAUCUUCAAUGCACCAACUCGUUAUGAAGAAACUUCCCCCCAUUUUACUCCAUCACUCCCACAUUCUAGAAAAUCAAACACCUUCUCAAUUGAAGCAAAGUAUAUGCAGUCUUCUGAAUCUCUCUCUUUGUUCCAUAACUUGGAGCCCACUUCAAAGACAUUCAUUCAGUUUUUAGAAUUUCAAGAUGGAAUUAGCAAUGUAGGAGAGUACAGCUUAAGUUGCUUUGGACAGAUUCGAGCGACCUGCAAUGGUUUGAUAUUGCUUGAUAACAAAUUGAAGAUAGGGGGAUUGAUAGUUAUUAAUCCAGUGACCAGGAAGCUGACUGCUCUUCCUCCAGGAACUUUGAAUUCAUCACAUAAUGAAUCUUAUGGAUUUGCGUAUGACUAUGUUUCAGGCAGAUACAAGGUCGUUCACUUGUUUCGCGAUGCAUUAUUGUAUAUCAGUUGUGAGAUAUUUAUUCUUGGUACUGAAAAGUGGAGAGCUGUAGAUGGACCUCCUUUUGGUCUCUUUGGUUGGUUUGGAUAUAAACCUGUUGAAGCCAUAGGAGCCCUCCACUGGAUCCCACAAGUUAACCACAGCAAUUGCAUCGUAUCAUUGGAAAUCGAGAAUGAAAAGUUUCAAACGAUACCACUUCCAAACAGUUGCAAUAGGUAUGAUGGAAUUGUUGAAAUUGGCUCUUCUCUAAGCUAUGUCACACAUAAGGAGACCCACACAGAUAUUUGGAUCUUGAAGGGCUUGUCUGGGGAAGUAUGGAUAAAACAGCAUAGCAUCAACAUAGGUUGCAGAAUGGAUAUGGUUCCACUUUUGAGUUUCAGAAUAAGAGGAGACCUCAUUUUCAAAUCAAAAGAUGGUUUUUUUUACAUCUACGACUUUGAAUUGCGAUCAAUUACUAAAGUUGAGAAUAAAAAACGACUCCGCUUGUCAUCAGAUUUCCUUUUUCCUCAUGUCAACAGCAUGGUCUCUUGGAGUAGCAGUUAGAAAUCUAAAGUCAGUUUGCAUUGAAGAUGCAUCUUGGGAGAUAUUAUUAUUUACUAUAUUAAUCUGAUUAAGCAUGUCUUGUUCUUUUUUAGGUUCUGUAUAUGAGACUUUGAGAUGAGUUUAAAAAUUAUUCUUUCUGAUCA
This is a messenger RNA of Cucumis melo (muskmelon), 1609 nucleotides long. Its product is annotated as F-box protein CPR1-like. Lineage: Eukaryota; Viridiplantae; Streptophyta; Magnoliopsida; Cucurbitales; Cucurbitaceae. The record is from RefSeq and is a predicted model, not a curated record. The transcript has 2 exons. The coding region runs from base 225 to 1466 and encodes 413 amino acids. Gene Ontology annotation, molecular function: protein binding.